AGGGGAGAUGCGUGAAGCAGCGGUUGGAGAGUUGGAUCACAAAGACGUCAAACUUCAUGAACAUUGUAGGCAUAGUGAGUAAUACCCAUCUCUACAAAGCUAAAGCUCGGCCCUUUUUGACAACUAUUCUGCAGAUUGAGGGUUUCACUGCACAUUGAAUAUGCCUCCGUCAGGGAAGAGCUUCCAUGCCGGCUGGAAAAUCAGCUUUUGUUCCGGAAUAACUGAGGAUUUUUGUGAAGUCUUUUUCUGCUUUGAUGCCAUUUCAGCCUGAUAGUGGAGAUCUGCUUGACUGUCGCAAUGGUUUGGUUCUAUUUGUCAUGAGAUCUGUCCCUCAGAACUACAUAUGCAACCCUGCAACCAAACAAUUGGUUGAGAUCCCCGAAACAGUACACACGACAGAGCCGUUAGUGCAGCAUUGACUGUUUGAGAGUUAUAAAUAUGGUUGCAUUGCAAAGGUUGAACACACCCACAAACCACCAUUGGGGAAUUGUUCUUCCAUGGUUGACGGUACUGCAGAGUAGCCAUUGGAACUUUGAACCAUCUCUAAAUCACUUCUACCUCAGCUGUCCGUACAACAAACUGCUGCUAAACUGCGGUCUGCACUUCAGGAUGUUUGAGUUUCUGCAGGAAGGAAGAUUCUUUACUGACUUUAAGAGUCUGGAGGAUUUGGUUGUGUUUACAAGUGUAUACACAAGUUAGAUUUGCAUAACUAUGUGACCAAGGUAGUCAAAAUCUGAAAAAAAGACUAAAAAGAAGACACUAAGGGAGGCACACUUCCUAGCUUCUGUGGAGCAUCAAAACAUUGUUUGUUAUUAUUAGGUUUGGAUGGAAGAUGGCUAUCCUUCAUGAAUAUGAGGAAGAUGGAAACCUAUUGAAUUUGAGGAGGAAGAGGAAGAUGUUGAAUUUGAGGAAGAAGAGGAAGACAUUGAAUCUGAGAAAGAAGAGGAAUAUGUUGUGGUUUGUGAAUGAUUUCAAUUAUACUUUUAUUUUUUUUUUUUGUUCUUAUUGGUUUUUUCUACUACUACCAUACUUGCAUCUUCUUGAAUGAUGAUUCAUUUCUUUUUUCAUUUAUGUUUUAGGUUGGGAUAGAUGGAAGAGUUUUUUCUUUUUUUUGAAUCUAUUGAGAAAGUAGUCCCCUUGUUGUUUAUUCAAAUAAACUUUGCCAUUGGUAAAACUCACACAUUACAUAUAAAUAUACUUGUGUUGAAAAA
Messenger RNA from Rubroshorea leprosula, 1211 nucleotides. NCBI's taxonomy places the organism in Eukaryota, Viridiplantae, Streptophyta, Magnoliopsida, Malvales, Dipterocarpaceae. The record is from the annotation of a GenBank genome assembly.